AUGAGCACAAGAAAUCCAACCCACGAAAAGCCGUCUCACAUAGAACAACAAGUGUGGAAUGCUUGGAAUGCAAUAUGGAGUUCAGAUGAGUUCAAGAAAAAAUCAGAACAAAAUAAAAUAAAUAGGCGUAAAGGGGUAGUGGGUGGAAAAGCCCCACCUACUCAUAAUGGAGGAUCUGCUUCUCAUAAACAAAUUGCUAUUGAUAUCGAGGAAUAUAUCGGAAAAGCUCCAUCAGUCUAUGAUGUAUUCAUGUUUACUCAUACUAAGGAUCAUGACGGAAAGACAUUCCUAGAUGAAAAGGCGAAAAAAGUUCAUGAUUUUAUUGAGUCUCGACGUGCGGAUUUGGAACUAUUAGGAGAGGAAGUGGAUGAAAAUGAGUUGUUUUAUACAGCUGUUGGAGGACAUGACCGUAAAAGAAGAGUUUAUGGGCUUGGAUCAUAUGGAAGAUCCAUUUUUCCUGGAAAUUCUUCUGAAGCAUGCAGUUCACCGGAUACAAAUUUGGAAAAACAUCAUCUAGAGGCCAAGAUCCAAAAACUAGAGGAAACUAUUGAGCAACAAAGAGUCGACUUGGAUGAAGUGAGAAACACGAUCAAUGAUAUGAGAAACAUGAUUAACUAG
Molecule: messenger RNA, 618 nt
Organism: Lactuca saligna
Lineage: Eukaryota; Viridiplantae; Streptophyta; Magnoliopsida; Asterales; Asteraceae
Source: the annotation of a GenBank genome assembly